Messenger RNA from Bubalus bubalis (water buffalo), 1967 nucleotides. RefSeq names its product cytochrome P450 2C31. The transcript has 9 exons. Bases 37 to 1509 code for a protein of 490 amino acids. Gene Ontology annotation, cellular component: intracellular membrane-bounded organelle; cytoplasm. Lineage: Eukaryota; Metazoa; Chordata; Mammalia; Artiodactyla; Bovidae. Gene Ontology annotation, biological process: xenobiotic metabolic process. Gene Ontology annotation, molecular function: heme binding; oxidoreductase activity, acting on paired donors, with incorporation or reduction of molecular oxygen, reduced flavin or flavoprotein as one donor, and incorporation of one atom of oxygen; iron ion binding. The record is from RefSeq and is a predicted model, not a curated record.
UCUAGGCUUUCAGUUGCCCUCACGCAAAGCACAUCAAUGGAUCUCUUUGUAGUUCUAGUGAUCUGUCUUUCUAUUUUGAUUUUCCUUUUUCUAUGGAAUCAGAGGCAUGCCAAAGGGAAGCUGCCACCUGGGCCCACUCCUCUCCCAAUUGUUGGAAAUAUUCUGCAGAUAAAUAUUAAGAAUGUCAGCAAAUCCAUAAGCAAGCUAGCAGAAGAUUAUGGUCCUGUGUUCACUCUGUAUUUUGGCAUGAAGCCCACUGUGGUGUUGCAUGGAUAUGAAGCAGUGAAGCAAGUCCUGAUUGAUCAGAGUGAGGAAUUUUCUGGCAGAGGUAGUUUACCAGUGGCAGACAACAUCAACCAGGGAUUAGGAAUUGUUUUCAGCAAUGGAGAAAAGUGGAAGCAAACUCGGCGUUUCUCCCUCAUGGUUUUGAGGAAUAUGGGGAUGGGGAAGAGGACGAUUGAACACAGAAUUCAAGAGGAAGCCGUAUGUUUGGUGGAAGCAUUAAAAAAAACCAAUGGAUCUCCUUGUGAUCCUACUUUACUUCUGACCUGUGCUCCCUGCAAUGUGAUCUGCUCCAUUAUUUUCCAGAAUCGUUUUGAGUACAGUGAUGAGAAAUUGCUAACUUUGAUAAAAUAUUUUAAUGAAAAUUCAAGGCUUGCAAGCACCCCCUGGGUAGAGCUCUUCAAUGCUUUCCCCUCUUUACUACGUUAUUUCCCAGGAAGUCAUAAUACAAUAUUUAAAAACAUGACUGAACAAAGAAAGUUUAUUUUGGAGGAAGUAAAGAAACACCAAGAAUCCCUGGACCUCAAUAACCCUCAAGAUUUUAUUGAUUACUUUCUGAUUAAAAUGGAAAAGGAAAAACACAAUAAACAUUCCGAAUUUACCAUGGACAACUUGAUCACCACUGUAUGGGACAUAUUUAGUGCUGGAACAGAGACAACAAGCCUCACUCUGAGAUAUGGGGUCCUGCUCCUGCUGAAGCACCCAGAGGUCACAGCUAAAGUUCAGGAAGAAAUUGAUCAUGUGGUUGGCAGAAACCGAAGCCCCUGCAUGCAGGACAAGAGCCGCAUGCCCUACACAGAUGCUGUGCUGCAUGAGAUCCAGAGAUACAUCGACCUUGUCCCCAGCAAUCUGCCCCAUGCAGCAACUCAGGAUGUUAAGUUCAGAGAAUACCUCAUUCCCAAGGGCACAGUCAUAUUAACAUCUCUGACUUCUGUUCUGCAUGAUGAUAAGGAGUUUCCCAACUCAGGGCAGUUUGAUCCUGGUCACUUCCUGGAUGAAAGUGGCAACUUUAAGAAGACUGACCACUUCAUGGCUUUUUCAGCAGGAAAAAGAGUUUGUGCUGGAGAAGGCCUGGCCCGCAUGGAGCUGUUUUUACUCCUGGUCAGCAUUUUACAGCAUUUUACCUUGAAAUCUGUGGUUGAUCCAAAGUACAUUGAUACUGCACCAAGUUUCAAAGGGUUAGUCUCUAUUCCACCCUUCUGUGAGAUGUGUUUCAUUCCAGUCUGAAGAAAGGGCUGACUGCCAGGUUGCAGAGUGAACCUCUCCAGCUCCAUCUACACAAGCUGAUGCUCUCUGUCCUGGCUGUUACCCAUUGUCCAACUCUCCCUUACCUUUAGGAGUGACAUUCUUGAGCCCUGCCUGUUCUAAUUUUCUUUAAGAUUCAGUUCAAGUUUUUUUUUUUGCAUGAAAUAAAACAGUUUUGUCCCCAAUAAUUUUUUUUUUUAAUUACAGCCCUGAGAUCUUAAGCUACAUCCCAUUUAUUGUGUAUACCAAAUGGAGGGCACCUUAUAAAUGUCAUAUUUUAUUAAAAAUUAAAAUUGGCAAUUAUCCCAUGUGAUAAAAUUUUUAAAAAUACAUUCAUCUCUUACUCCUAUUUAUCUCUCUGGGGGAAUGAUCUCUUGAUAGUUUGGAUGUAUAAUUUUGCUUUUUCCCAAUGUUUAUUAAAAAUAUAAUUAUGUGUUUGA